Messenger RNA from Thyridium curvatum, 570 nucleotides. RefSeq lists its product as uncharacterized. The record is from RefSeq and is a predicted model, not a curated record. Lineage: Eukaryota; Fungi; Ascomycota; Sordariomycetes; Thyridiales; Thyridiaceae. The coding region runs from base 1 to 570 and encodes 189 amino acids. The transcript has a single exon.
AUGUUCCACAGCUUCUCCAACGGUCGACAUUGCAAGUUUGUUGUCAUCGAGAACGCCAAGUUGACAAUCGCCAUCAGAAAGAUCUGGAUGCUCAGCAGGAUCCGCCACUGCUUCACGCUGCCGACCAGACGGAUGAAGAAGAGACAGAUCGAUAUCUUGGCCAACGUCGCGCCCAUCAUGAACCACGGCUGGCCCAGGAAGUCAAACUCCAAAGCGCUGGCCGAACUGCGCAUGGAGCUACCCUCUAUGAUGCUGAAGACCGUGCCGAUAAACGCAACAACCUUGCAAACCCCCCGGGCCUCAUGUCAGUACGCAGCAAACACUCUCGCAAAGCUCCCCCGUUGGACAUACCAAGGCAACGCCGAUGGCGUAGUCGUCCAUCCCGACAUCGUUGCUGAUCCUCUUGCGCACGCAGAACCUCACGAUGCAGGUCGCAAAGGCGAAGCUCGCGGUGCCCACCGAGACGGAGAGAAGGACCGGCCCUCGCGAAAGGUCUGCAGACAUGGCCGUGCCGCUGCGCAGCUCAAAGGGGAAGAGAAAGGGACUCUCGUGGCGUGCUCGCUCUUCUAG